CGAGCCCUUAGGCUGCAUGGAACUGAUAGUGAUAACGCUUUCAGUGCUGUUCUUCAUUUUGACGUGCCCGAUUUCCGUGUUCUUCUGCUUGAAGAUUGUGGCCGAGUAUGAGCGUGCGAUUAUAUUUCGGUUGGGCCGUUUGUGCGGCGGUCCCCGUGGUCCGGGCAUGUUCUUCGUGCUGCCCUGCAUCGAUCAGUACCGCAAGGUGGAUUUGCGCACGGUUACCUUCAAUGUGCCGCAGCAGGAGAUGCUGACCAAGGACUCGGUUACGGUGACUGUAGAUGCAGUCGUCUACUAUCGCAUCCAUGAUCCACUGUACGCGAUAGUGCGUGUGGAGGACUAUAGCACAUCAACCCGCUUAUUGGCUGCCACCACACUGCGCAACAUUGUGGGCACACGCAAUCUCACCGAGCUGCUUACCGAGCGCGAGACCCUGGCCCACAACAUGCAAUUAACCCUGGACGAGGCAACCGAGCCCUGGGGCGUCAUGGUGGAGCGUGUAGAAAUCAAGGAUGUAUCGCUGCCCGCCUCUAUGCAGCGCGCGAUGGCCGCCGAGGCGGAGGCGUCACGCGAUGCCCGCGCCAAGGUGAUUGCCGCCGAAGGCGAAAAGAAGUCAGCAACUGCCCUUAAGGAAGCCUCUGAUGUCAUUUCCUCCAGUCCAUCCGCUUUGCAGCUUCGAUAUCUGCAAACGCUGAGCAGCAUUUCAGCAGAGAAGAACUCAACUAUUGUGUUCCCACUGCCAAUGGAGCUGCUGACCCCGUAUCUGGCCAAGUAUAUGCCAAUGGCGUCGUUGCCACCAAAGCCUUUGCAGCUAUCAUCAGAUCUGCUCAAUGAACAGCAUGCUACAUAUCCUCAGCAAACAAUUCUAUAAUUAAUACGUACAUAUGUAUGUAUAUACUCACUCAACAGAGCAGAUAGCAGAUAACUGAUAGUAGAGUAUGCGUAUGUGUGUGGGCUCAUGGUACUUCAUAGUCGAGCAGUCUCGAAUAGACCACGGUAAAUAACAGUGCCCUGAGCCUACUCUGCUAGCAGCUAUCUGCUAUGUGCUCUGUUGGGUGAGUAACAUUUCUUGUAGAUGGAUCUUACUCAUCAGACUCAAAGAACGUAAUAAUGGAAUUCAUUGUUGGUCUUAGCUUAAGU
Molecule: messenger RNA, 1140 nt
Organism: Drosophila arizonae
Lineage: Eukaryota; Metazoa; Arthropoda; Insecta; Diptera; Drosophilidae
Gene: Mec2
Product: stomatin-like protein Mec2
Cellular component (GO): plasma membrane
Source: RefSeq, a predicted model, not a curated record